Molecule: messenger RNA, 1504 nt
Organism: Paralichthys olivaceus (Japanese flounder)
Lineage: Eukaryota; Metazoa; Chordata; Actinopteri; Pleuronectiformes; Paralichthyidae
Source: RefSeq, a predicted model, not a curated record
AGGACGCGGUGCGCUGUCGGAUGGGGGGAUGCAAAGACGACAGCGAAAACUCACCCGACUCCUGCAAGAACGGACAGGUGCAGAUCAUGAGAGGUCCAAAUGUGAGCUACUGUGGGCAGCAGUGUGGUUCCCUGCGUUACGGCACCUCCCCGUGCCUCUCGGCUUGCCAGCCGCAGCCGCUCCCGCCGUCGUGCCACCAGGCAUGCCAGCAAGGCUACCACAGUCUACCCCGCAGCAACCAUAUCCCCGGGCUAGACCACAGCCACGCACAUGAGCAUAGCCCCAUCCUGAACAAUACCCACAACCAUGCUCAUAACCAUAACCACAACCACGCCCUCAACCACAUCGGCAGCCAACGAACGGAUUUUGAGAAGGACGUUGACUUGGCGUGUCAAACAGAGAGAGGACACCCAUUCAUUUUCAAGGAGGUCAACACCUGUAACCCAGCCACCAUCACCGGGACCCUUUCCCGCAUCUCCCUGGAUGACGAGGACGAUCCUAAGCUGGCAGCCCAUCAGGAGGGGGGAGUCGGAGUCAACUUCAGCUCCCUCCCCGGGAACAUUCCCCCUCCCAACCUGAUUGUACAGGUUCCACCACUAGGAGGCCUCAAUGAGUUGAGUGAGACGCCCCUGAAGAAGGAGGUGAACGUGGACCAGCAGAGACAGCAGGGGCAGCAGCGCAGCGGUGCUCAAAUCUACCUGUGCACUGAGAGCGGCCUGGGCUGGGCGCGCCCACCGGCUUCCUCCAACAACUCCCAGGAUGGAAGUGCUGGGAGCGGAGGAAGUGCAGGAGGAGGAAGUGGCGGAGGAGGGGAGGGAGACUACAUGGUCUUACCUCGUAGGACGGUCAGUCUCAAGCCCUCAGCGCCCUCCUCCCAAGGAGGCCUGGGCCUGGGGGGUGAGGAUAAGCCUCUCAACAUCGCAGUGGAAGACCCUCCCUUCCCCCCGCCACCCUCUCCCCUGACCCUCCACCCAGCUGAGAGCGAGGCCUACCCGGUAGAUUUUGUCCCAUCCAGUGUGGGCGACAUGAACAUCACUAUGAACCUCAACCGCUCCUAUGGGACGAUCAAAACCAUGCCCCACGGGCACGGCCACAUGAUGGCCCCGGGUGGUGUUGUACACUCCCACGGAGGACACAUGCACUCCCACGGGCAUUCACUCCAGCUGAAGCCGGGCCAGAGGCCGUCAGUCAGACAGAUUCUGACGGGGGGAACAACGGUGGAGAGAACCAGGACCCUGCCACGUAACCUUGGCAGCACCAACGCCAACACCAGCCUCUCAGCAGGAUCCCUGGAGGUGGGUGAGAGAUUGAGGAAUGGGAAGAAAAGGUUCCCAGUGGUAGUGCAGCUUCUCCACUAUGUCCACAUUUCACAUGAGAUCAUGGGUUAAAGUUGUGGAUGUGGUAGUGGUGUAGUUAUAUAAUGCUCACUAGCGGAUUAAGAGAAAGAGCAAGUUAGUGGGAGAAAGAACUCUAAGAAAAAGAUUUAUUUAUUUAACGUGGUACU